Molecule: messenger RNA, 6116 nt
Organism: Drosophila mojavensis
Lineage: Eukaryota; Metazoa; Arthropoda; Insecta; Diptera; Drosophilidae
Exons: 2
Coding region: 760-5559 (1599 amino acids)
Source: RefSeq, a predicted model, not a curated record
UAGACACGAAUAACACUGAGAACAGCUCGCGCGCUCUAAACUUUUACUUGCUUUCGUUUUGGCGCGUGCUUCUGCUCCGGCUCACCGUUUUUACCGUUGCUCAUUCGUAUCUCGACUUUCAGACAGAGCGCACGUCCGUUUGCUGGUUCGUUCGGCGGUUCGUUCGUUCGUGUGUGUGUGUUUAUUUCUUUGCGUUGUUAUUAACUUUUAUAUUUACUACGUCUACGUUCCUCGUAUAUAUGUACAUACAAAUAUGUACUUCUACAUCUCUAUAUUGUAUGUGUCGGUUAUAUUUAGUUCUCUACAAUUUACGCGCUGAUAUUUCAAUUCGCCACGCUGCUGCCACCUGUACAGCGUUCAUUUAGUGUCUUCUGCCGCUGGCCCCUCUCCAACAACAACAACCACACUAACAACAACAACAACAGCAGCAACAAUCAUAAUAAUUGAAAACGCUGUCAAUGCCGGCUGCAUUCAAAGUCGCGUUUUGUGUACGUGUAUCUGUAUCUUUAACUUGAAUUCGUGCAAAAAGCGCCGUCGACAGCGGCGACAGCAAUAGCAGCAGCAGAGGCCACCAAAUUACACCAAAAUUGUUUCAUAAACGUAUCUUUUUACAAAACAACCGCAACAACAAUAACAAGAACAGCGGUAACCAAAACAAGUAAAAUAGAGUGUAUUAUCAGUUACCUUGGCGAAUGAAAAUUUGUGCCAAGCAGCAGCAGAGCAGCCGCGUCGCCGUCAACGUUGACGUUGUGCGUUUACAUGUGUGCUGGCAGCAUGGACUCGGCCGCCAUGGCCAUUGCUGUGGGCAGCAAUUCGGGCCCCGGUAGCAGCAGCAGCGCCAGCAGCGGCUAUGGCAGUGCCACGACCACGCCCACAACUCCGCUAAGCUCCGGCAGCCUUUACGAGGGAACGCCAACGCCAAUGGCCACCAUUGCGACGGUGGCGCCCUUUUAUAGUGAAGCAUUGACCAGCCUGGAUGCGCAGCAGCGACAGCAGCAGCAGCAGCACCAUCAGCAGCAGCACCAGCAGCAACAGUUACAGUCCCAGCAGCAGCAGCAAACGCACUUUUAUCAUCAGAACUAUAACUAUGCUGGCAUGGAGGCGUACAACUACAGUGCGUACAACUAUAAUGCGCCAGCUGUGCCGCCCAGUGGUUAUCAGAAGCUGGCGGCUGUCAAGUACAACAGCAGUAACGGCAGCAGCAGCAGCAGCAGCAGCAGCAACACAAGCAACAGCAGUGGCGGCAUCAACAACAUCAGCAACAUAAACAACAGUAACAGCAGCAGCAGUAGCAGCAGCAAUAUUAUGAGCAGCAGCAAGCCGCAGGCGGCAGCCACGCCCUUUUAUGCACAGCCCCAAAGCAUGUCAAUGUCCAUGUCGAUGCCCAUGACAUCUGGCGGCUAUAUGAACCAAGCGAAUCCCUAUGAAGCAUACAAGUACAAAAUACCGACACAGCUGCACACACAGCAACAGCAGCAACAGCAACAGCAACACCAGCAGCAGCAACAGCAGCAGCAACAGCAGCAGCAACAACAGCAACAACAGCAGCAACUGCAGCAGCAACAGCAGCAGCAGCAGCUGCAGCUGCAGUCAACGCAGCAAUAUCACAGCUUGAGCCUGGCUCAGAAGCAAAGCCAACACCCGCAGCAGCAGCAGCAGCAACAGUUGCAUUCCCAGCAGCAACCGUUGCCGCCACAGCAGCAGCAGCAGCAACUACAGCAACAGCAACAGCUGCCACCGCUGGAACCCAACUAUGCUGCUAUCAAGCCAAGCAGUCGCUACCAGAAUAUGCCGCCAGCUUUGUACGGCAGCCCAGGUGCGGCAGGAUCGGGUGCUGCUCCCGCGGCUGCCCAGUUGCCCGGGUCGUACUAUGACAAGUAUGCCAUGUCUCUCUACUCACCGAACGGCGGCCUGAGCUUUGGCGCACCGGCGCCGCUCUACAGUCCGCCGGAGCUGGGCGCCGAGUCGGCUUAUCGCAAGUCCAGCCACUGGAACGUUGACUACAAUGCGGCCAACUAUCGCACGAUUUCGGGCAACAGCAGCGCCUAUCAUCAUGCCGUGGCGAAUGCUCCACCUCCACCUGCACAUCCACAUCCACAUCCACCUUCACAUCCGCCCAAUGCAAGCAGUGGCGACGUGUACUACAAGUACGACAAGUACGCCUCGUCUCAGCCGACGGCUCCAUAUGCGACCGCCAAUCCCUAUCAGACGAACAUCACACAGCCCUAUGCUGCACGCGGUAUCUGGCCAGCCAAUCCUGUGGAGAAUCCGCUGCCCAACACCAGGCAAAACUGCUGCACUCAGCCGUAUCCACAGCAGAGUUGCUACUAUCCGCGCAGCAAUGGCUAUGGCUCGCAGCCAUCACAAUAUGGUGGCGUCCAGGCCAGCAGCCACAAGCUCAAGCAUCCGACUGAUCUCUAUGGCUCCUAUGAGCCACUCCCGCCCGCCCAGCUGGGCUAUGGCUAUGCUCAGCCAGGCGCUGCGGUCGCACCACCCAACCCAGCGGCGCCCGCCAGCAGCAGUCAGCGCUAUGUGCCGCCGCUGGGCCUCAACAUGGGCCUCAGCAUGGGCGUGGGCGUGGGAGUGGGCAUGGAGGCUAAUGUAAGCAGCGCCUACUACAAUGAUCUCAGCAGUCUGGAUGGCUAUGGGCCGGUGCCGGUGCAGGUGCCAGUACCCGCUCAGCAGUCGCAUCGGUCCCAGCCUUACCAAAGCGCCAGCUCCUUGGAGUAUACGUACAGGAAGCGGGCACCACCAACGGCCGGUGGCUGCUAUUUGUCGGCAGGUGGUGCACCGCCACCGCCGCCGCUGGGCAAUCUGGAGGCCCAUGUGGACAGCUUUGUGGGCUACGAUCUGCACGCAGCUGCGCCGUCCCACUAUCCAGCGCAGCAUCAGAAGCAGCAGUCGCAAUCGCAGUCGAUGGCGCAACCACUGGCACCACCCAGCUCGAAUAGCUCCAAUAUACGCGACUUUCUGUCCAGCUGGAACGACGACGAGGAGGAGCAGUCGGUGCCGCAGCCAGUACGCUUGGAAACCGAACUGCAGCAGCCGACGGUGGCUGUGGUAGCGCCCGUUGCACCACCCAACCACUCGAGCUUCAUGUACGAGACGCUGCCGCCGACGGGUCCGGAAGCCACGGCUGUCCUGGCUGUCCAGGCGAAUCAGUUGCCGCAGUGCCCGUCAAUGAAUUUGCCGGACAUCAUUAUCGAUCACCACCAUGAGAAGUCAGCGCUGGCCCAGCCCAGUGUGGCGCAUGUGGAGGAUUCCUUUGGCAGCUUCGAUGUGGAAAAGGAGUUGGAUGAGCUGCGUCUUAAAAAAUGCGGCGUGGAUGCCAACGAGUCACAGCCCGGCGAUACAGAUGCCCUGGCCGAGAUGCUGCGAGAGCCGGUGGUGUCGCAGCCGGAGGAGUCACUCGUGUCGCCUCUGCCACUGCCGCUGUCCAGCCAACUGCUGCCGGACCCAACGGCCAUUGAGUUCGACCCGAGCAACAGCAACUCGAACGAGUCCACGUUCGAGAAGGAGUACGAGACGUUCAUAAAUAAAAACGAAGGCAGCGACAGCGAUCCGGAUCCGAAUGGCCAGCUCAACAGCGAGUAUCCGGAACAUGGCAAUCGCUUCAAGUUUUACAAGCGCAAGCGAAAGACCACGGAGCCAGCAGAGGAGACGACAACGGCGGUAGCAGUCAUAGAGAGCACAACUGCAACCAAUGUUCCAGAUGCUAUCUUAGAUGGUGCUACAGUUGCUGUUCCGGCUCCUAAGCCAGCUCUGUCUCCGGUUUCUGCUCCUGCUCCCUUAGCCAUUGCUCCUGCUCCUGCUCCGCUUGCGCCCAAAGCAGCGGCACGUGCCAGCCGCAGACGCCUGGCGCGCCGUCGUCGCAAUCGCAUCAAGAUGCUAAAGAUUCUAGAGUUUGAGAGUCCCAAGAUCAAGCAUCGAUUCUAUUUCCGUACGCUGAAGCUGCUGCGUCGCCGAUUCGCUUCGGCUCGGCUGCGGCAGCAGCGUCUCGAGCGCAUGCGUCGCCAUUUGGCACUCAGCAAGGAACGUCGCCUGCCUCUAAUAAAACGCGAGUCAGCUAAGCAAUAUAAGGCUCUGAGCACCAUGGAGGCUACUUCGGCUCGAGAGACGGUCAUCAAGGUUGGAUAUGCGCUGCGAGAGAAUCAGGCGCACCGUGAGCUGGAGCAUAUGAGUGGAGACUCCGAUCAAACGGUGCAAUCUGUGGAUCUGUUGGGCAGCUUCAAGGGCUUCGAUGAUGUGGAGAAUACGAAUCUAUCGCCGAAGGCCAAACUGCAUGCCGAAACAGAAGUGCCAGAGGAAAAACUUAUUAAAAAUGUUGAGGAAAUGCCCAUAAGUGCGGAGGCAAAGCAGCUGGAAAUACAGCGUUGGCUAGACCACAGCAUGGAGGAGCAUCCGGCUGCAAUUCAGUCAACCGAAGCCAUUGCAGCCACCGUCAUCAGCUUGAGCUCAUCCUCCUCUUCGUCGUCGUCGUCCUCCUCCUCCUCCUCCUCUUCGUCAACAUCCUCCGCCAGUUCAACUAGCUCAUCAUCUAGCUCUUCCUCGAGCAGUUCCAGCAGGGAGAGCGAGAAAAACGCCUCCAAUUCGAGCAACAACAGCUGCUCUGGCGAGGAGAGCGACUUCAAUGAGAUGGCCGCACUGGAGAAGGAGCUCUCGCUAACCGCCAUGCCAAAGCCAGCAACGGAUCUGCAGAGCAGCGAGAGCCUGAUGCAGGCGUCCAACAAUGACAUAGCAAAGCUCAAGCAGAUCCUCGAGAGUGAUGGCGACGAUGAGGAGCAGCACCAACAGCAGCAGCAGCAGCUGGCCAACAACGUACCAAAGCUAAGUGACCUUAGUAAAAUUGCCUUAAAUAGUUCCUUAAAAUCUAGUGACAUAGUCAAAGAUGCCGCCGAGGCAGCCACAGAGGCGCCUCAGCAACAGCAACAGCAACAGCCACAGGCACAGCAGCACCGUGAGCUCAGCGUCGAGGAGGCGCUGGCCGAGAUGUAUCAGCAGAUAGGCGUGGCCUCCGAUGCCGAGGACAAUGAAACGGAACCGGAUGCCAAGCAGCUGAUCGAUGUCGCUGCCGGCUCUGGCCAGGAUGUCCUGUUGAUCAAUCUGGCCGAGAUUUUCGAUAAUAGCAGCAGCGAUCUCUACGUGGUGCAGUGCGACAUGAAUGAGAACAUCCUGGGCGUGGUGGAGCACGACGAGCUCGAGCAGCAGCAGCCGCCGACAGUAGCAGGAGCAGCAGCUGCUGCUGCGGAGCAGACCAAUACGCAACAGCUGAUCGAACUACUCGCCGAACCGGAAUCGGAUCACUUUGACGCCACGCCCCUCAUCCAUCAUGAGGAGGUGGUGCCGGAUAGCUGCAGCAAGCUGAGCGCUCGACGAGAGUUCCUCAAGUAUCUGCACGGCAAAUAUGUGCAGAAUAACGUGAGUCGCUACGAUCAUGGUCAGCGUGUGCUGCGCAAGUACAAGCGUCGACUCCUGCUCCAGCAGAAGCAGAAGCAGCAGCAGCAGCAGCAGCAGCAGCGGCAGUCAACGCAUGCCACACCCACGGCGCGUAGGCGUUAACCAAAGAUGGCUGCAACAAAAGACUGUGAAGGCUUUCCAUUUCCUGCUCAGUUGCUGGCGGGGGGGUGGUAAACGUUGUAGCUCUAGCGUGAAAAAUCAACUUGACGUGCCUAAUGGUUUAGAAAUUUAAAUUCAAAUUAUUCACACACAUACACACACACACACAUAGAGACAGAUUUACACCUACACACAUACAUACACCUACUACACCCACACAUUUGGUGAAUCUCAAAAGACUUGUUUAUAUAAAAUCAAUUUUUUUGGCAUUUGUUUAGUACAUCCCGUAGUAGAUAUACUAAAUCUAAUCAAUCUAUAUAGUUAAUCUUCUUCUUCUUAUUUUUUUUUUUUUUGUAUAUAGUUAAAGCAUAGCAAAGGCUUCGUUUUUAAUACACAUAUGGACAUUUGCAAGUUUAAAACAUUAUUCAGUGUGACAUAAUAUUAGAAAAAGAAUUUUAAUUGAGUUAUAUAUUGAUAUAUAUAGAUUGACUCGAGUACCUAAGGAAAACACAGUUUAGAUUAUUUGUAUGCUGAAAUAAGUGCAAAUUACCAAAAAAAUA